AUGCCAUUACCUGUGUGCAAACCUAAACGCAUAAAAAGAAAGGAAAAGAAUGUUGUUACAAGAACAUCAGCGUCAAAAGGUAGUUCUUCACAAUCAAAGGCACCUCUUUCCGUAUCAACCAAUGAAAAUUUCACAGCUGUAUCAUUGUCUGUAAAUGAUAUUUCAUCUCAUAACAUUUCAUCUCAUAUUUAUGGCAGUACUGCCACACCAGAAAGUGUAAUUAGUUUACUUUCACCAGACGUAGUGAAUGUGGAAGAGCAUCACAUCACUACACCUGUAGAGAAACUCCCCUCCCCCUGCUUGCUCAACUUGCCUUCUGAAGGACAACUGAGCAUUUUGAUUGAUUCUGCAAUGUUUUGUGAUAAGGAUUUGCCAAAUGUCGAAAUCUGUUCAGAAACAACAAAAAAUCAAAGAAGUUUGCUUGCACCGGAUGUAGUGACCUUGGAGGAUCAUCACACCAUUGCACUUGCAGAGAAACUGUUAUACCCCUGCUUGCUUAACCUGCCUCCUGAUGAAGGACAACCAAGCGUGCAGAUUGACUCUGAAAUAGUUAGUGCUGACAGAUUGUUAAAUUACGAAAUGUGUUUAGCAACGUCGGAAACCCAAACGUGUUUACCUGCACCAGAAGAGAACAUGGAAGAGCGUCAUAUAGAUUUAGCUGUAGAGAAAAUCUCACCUCCCUGCUCGCUCAACCUGCAACCUGAUAAAGAACAACAAAGCAUGUUGUAUGAUUCUGAAAUGUUCUGUGAUGACGACUUUCGUAGUGUCGAAACCUGUUCAACAUCGCCGGAAAGUGAAGCCAGUUUGCUUGUACAAGAAGACACAUUUGAAGUGUGCAUCACAAAAAUGUCAGGCACACAUUUAAUAGAAAUUUUUUGUGAGGAACAUCGCGAAGAAAUGAUAUGUUAUUUAGCAAUGGAGUACGCAAAGAUUCGGCAUCACUUUGAACAAAAGCGAUUAAACAACCUUCUAUUGUCAAAGUCUAAGGCUAAAAUAAAAUCGAAGUCAAAGGAAGCCAAAAAUGCAUAA
Messenger RNA from Daphnia magna, 1029 nucleotides. RefSeq lists its product as uncharacterized. NCBI's taxonomy places the organism in Eukaryota, Metazoa, Arthropoda, Branchiopoda, Diplostraca, Daphniidae. The record is from RefSeq and is a predicted model, not a curated record. The transcript has 5 exons. Bases 1 to 1029 code for a protein of 342 amino acids.